Messenger RNA from [Torrubiella] hemipterigena, 3454 nucleotides. The record is from the annotation of a GenBank genome assembly. Lineage: Eukaryota; Fungi; Ascomycota; Sordariomycetes; Hypocreales; Clavicipitaceae.
GCUUCUUUGGUUUCCUGUAUCCUUUCCAAUUCCAUCACCGUACCCGUAUACAACUUAAGAACCGCAGCAAUGGCCAGCAGUCAGGACCACUCCAUCAUCAGCGUCGAGUACAAGGGGCGCUAUGCCGUCAUCACCAUCGAUAACCCGGCCAAGCUCAACGCCAUGGGCGCCGCCGACUACUUUGAGCUGUCUCAGGCCCUGCGCCAAAUCGACACCCACGAUGAAGUCUUUGUGACUGUCAUUCUAGCCAAGGGCCGCUUCUUCUCUGCUGGCGCCGAUGUAAGCAUCAGCCGUGCAGCACCGGCAGACGCCGACGAGAACACCACAUACCGCUUCUGGCUGUCCAACUUUGUCGCCAAUAACCUCAACGUCACCGACGCCUUCUCUAAGCACUCCAAGAUUCUUGUUAUCGGCCUCAACGGCCCCGUGGUGGGCCUGUCUGCCGCGCUUGUGUCGUUUGGUGAUUUCAUCUAUGCGGCACCUCACGCCUUCUUGCUCACUCCAUUCUCCUCUAUUGGUCUUGUUACCGAGGGCGGUGCCUCGCGGGCGCUUGUGCAGCGUCUGGGACCUGCGAAAUCCAUGGAGGCUCUGGUCAUGAGCAAACGCAUCUAUGCGCCGGAGCUGGAGCGUGCUGGUUACGUUAAUGCCAUCUUUGACGAGGGCGACGACGUCAAGUUCAAUGCUAGAGUGCUCAAGGAGGUCGAUGAUAGACUGGGCGAUCACUUGAACGGUGACAGCUUGACGGGCAUUAAGAAGCUCAUUCGCGGACCGGAAAGAGAAAUCAUCGAUAACCAGAAUGUUAAGGAGGUCUUUGCUGGCCUACAGCGUUUCCUGAAGGGUAUUCCCCAAGAGGAGUUCCGCAAGCUGGCUACGGGUGAGAAGAGACAUAAGCUGUAAAUAGGUAGUUUUGAUACUUUCAUCAUUAAUCACGUUAAACUAGUUUUAUAUGCUUUUGAUCUAUCGAUUUUUCUAUAGUUCAUGCGUCUGUAAAUAGGCCAAAGAGCAUGCUGAUGCGCUGCCAGUAUGCGCUUGUUGCUUUGGUAAUGCGCUUCUUCUGCGCCUCGUCGUCAAGUUGUGUUCGUUUGUAAAUGCUGCUAACAAGCUUGUCGAAUUCGUCCGAAGAUCCCAGGCUUUCCUGUAACAGACUGGCAUCGAAGAGCCACUGUGUGCAAAGCUCGGGGACGUUGACGGAUGCCGCGGGCUUGGUGCUGUCGGAAGUUGGGGAUGCAUCGUCGGUACUACCGGUGUCUGAAUCUUCAAUCUUGGUCAAUUCUGAUUCCCACGCGGUAACAAGCUUGCUAAUAAGCUGGGACUUGAGGAUCUUGGUAGCAGAUGGAGUCCAGAGGUCAAUACCAGUAUCAGACAUCUUCAUCGACAUGCUGUGAAGCAAGUUGAAGGUAUCAGGCGAAGGCUGCAUUGGUAGCGCUGGCUCGCCGUCCCAGAGACUGCGACAUUCCACGGUUCUAUUCGGUAGGCCACUUUCCAAAAAGUCCUUGGUACCUGACGAUAUAACGGCGGAGGCUACUGAUGCCUGCAGCGGCGCCACAAUAUCGUCACAAAAGUUCGAGAUGACGGGUCGCUCUGGUAACUUUGUCCCUAUAUCGCGAAUGACGCGGAGUAGAUAGGCAGCCACGGCACUGGCAUCUUUAUCAUUCUCUUUGCACGCCCAAACUUCGCUAAGCUGCGUUGCAAGCGCUUUGUAAGAACUUUCGAGUGUUUUAUCCAUCCUGUCUUGUAGAAGUUUAGGGUCGUCUUUGCUCAAGGUCUGUUGCCGGCUCUCUAAGGUAUCCUCGUCUUCGACCUCGUCAAAGUCGUUAUCCCAACGCUGCUUUGUUAAACCUUCCAACUCAGUUUUAACCUCCUGAACGGCAUUGAACCAAGCAAGAUAACUGUGGAACGCUUUCGAGACAGAGUCAUUACGCCCAUAUAACCUUGAGAUGACUUCUUCCAAGAAAGUUGUUGCUCCUUGUUCGAGUGCUUGCUCGUAGCCGUCACGAGUCCAGAGGCCAGCCUGUUUCCCUGUGAUACCAAUCUGCCAAUGUUCAAGUGUUGAGUGAAUUUCUGACCCAACCAGGUGCAGUUUGGAUGCUUUGGCUUCGAGCAUAUGUAGCAUCCUGCCGUUCAAAGUCUCGCGAAUUUCGUCAAGGAGUUCUUGAGGAUCAAAGCCUUUUGCCUUGCUGCCGUUUCGAAUCCAGAGUUGCAAGACAUCUCCUCGGAGUUUUAUGAUAGCUGUAAAAUCCGAGAUGCUGUCAGUUGUCUCCUUGAGACCGUUGAUGAAAUCUUGCGAAGCAGCCUCCGCCCAUUUCAAAAGUGCUUCUCGAGCUGUUUUGCCAUCUAGAUCGUCAUGUCGAAUAAACGGCGUGUAGAAUUGAAUCUCUUCACUGCACCAUGAUUCGUACAAGUCCAGACGGAGAGUGUUGAGUUGCUUUAAUGUUGUGUCGGCGAGGAGACGGUUCUGCUUCAAUGCCACAAGGGCCUGUGGAAGAGUCGUUGGAAGAAGCGCCUGUACAUCCAAAAUUGUUCGGAUAUAGAGCUUCAGCGCUAGUAAAGUGUUUUCUGGUGUUUGUGUUCGCUCGCCUUCUUCAGUGUCAAAAGCGGCUUUGAUGGAUUUGCCUCGCACAUCUAGAAGAUAACGCAACGCAUCCUUGGCGCCGGAACUUGAUGCAACGCUUCUAGCGCAUAAUGCUUUGAGAAUAUCGUCUCUGUCAGAAUCUUCGCUGGGAUACUCCAGUACCUUGUCAAUGCCACGGCGUAGCUUCCAGCGCAGUCGCUCAAUGGUAUUCUUCGCCGCAUCUGUGGUCUGCGCUACUCGCUUGUCGGAUACACCAUCUUGUAAGCUUGCAGUUAGAAGUCGACCGAGUGUCAAAAGCUUGGAAGAAAGCAAAAGACGGUCGCCGACGCUUUUCUUGCCCAGGCCACCACAGCCUUGAAGAGUAGUGUCCGCCGCAGAGACGCAAUCAUUCAAGAGUUUUGUCCGCGCAACCACGGACAUUUCUGGUCGAGACUGCUGCUUCUUGAAAUGUUUCAAACUCUCCGACUUAUUCGUCACGAUCGUACGACCGCAUUUGCCGCCCAUUCUGGCUAACAGCUGCUGUACAUUGUCGUUGUCCUCCUGCAUCUGGACAAUCGCAUCGGCCGUACCCAGCAGCUCACGGUACGAGCUGCCGACCUGAGUCCGCAAGCGACUGGAAAUUUCAUCGAUGUGCGAUCGUAUGAUAUUAUUUAUCGUUCGGAUUUGCGGCAGGGUGUUUGUGCCAGAGAAGAUGUUUGCCGACGUUGUCAGGCUGGACACGUCAACCUCGGGGGUCGCCAUUGUAUCGGCUGCUACCGGUUGGCGUGCGUUUAGAUUGCAAUGGAUACUGUCAUGUGCUGAUUUGAGUCAUCAAUGACCGAUUUUUCUGCUUUGUUUGCAAGCGAGCGCAUCGGUCGGGGGGGAGGUGAGUGUAUGUUGUAG